CGUCCAUAUUGUUGUGAAAAAGUAUUACAAAGUACAGUAAUUUGAUUAAAAGUGCUAUAAUUAUAAUAAAUAUUGUGUAUAGCAUUAUUUUAGUCGUUGAAAAUGCAGAAUAACACGCGAGACCGCGAAAGCAAUCGCUCCCAUCCCAGCGCUAUGAGUAUGCGAGAUAAGGAAAAAUACAUAGAAGCUUUCAAUUUCCCUUUUUGCGAUUUAACUAAGAAAUACGAAAAAGUAGCUAAAAUAGGCCAGGGAACGUUCGGAGAGGUUUUCAAGGCUAGAGAUAAGAUGAAUCCAAAAAAAUUCGUAGCCAUGAAGAAGGUUCUUAUGGACAAUGAAAAAGAAGGGUUCCCCAUUACAGCCUUGCGAGAAAUCAGGAUAUUACAAUUGCUAAAACACGAAAACGUCGUAAAUCUAAUAGAAAUAUGCAGGACGAAAGCGAGUCAAGACAACAAAUAUCGAUCCACCUUCUACCUAGUGUUCGAUUUCUGCGAACACGAUUUAGCCGGUUUAUUAUCAAAUGUAAACGUUACAUUCAAUUUGGGCGAAAUCAAGAAAGUAGUACAACAAUUAUUAAACGGACUUUAUUACAUACACAGCAAUAAAAUACUCCACAGAGACAUGAAGGCUGCCAACGUUUUAAUCACCAAAACCGGUGUACUCAAAUUAGCCGAUUUCGGUCUGGCUCGAGCUUUUAGUUCCAAUAAAAACGGCAUGCCAAAUAGAUUCACCAAUCGAGUAGUAACGUUAUGGUACCGACCACCGGAGCUCCUAUUAGGCGAAAGAAACUACGGUCCACCGGUUGAUUUGUGGGGCGCCGGUUGCAUCAUGGCCGAAAUGUGGACGCGUUCGCCUAUCAUGCAAGGCAGCAGCGAACAGCAACAACUCACUCUCAUCUCUCAGUUGUGCGGUUCCAUCACGCCCCAAGUGUGGCCCGGCGUCGAGAAUCUGGAGCUCUUCAAGAAAAUGGACUUGCCCCAAAAGCAAAAACGAAAAGUGAAAGAGCGCCUGACGCCCUAUUUGAGAGACCCGUACGCCUGCGAUCUACUCGACAGAUUGCUGGUGUUGGAUCCGUCGAAACGCGCCGAUGCCGAUACGGCUCUCAAUCACGAUUUCUUCUGGACGGAUCCGAUGCCGUGCGAUUUGGGCAAGAUGUUGUCUAAUCACACGCAGAGCAUGUUCGAGUUAUUGGCUCCGCCUCGACGGGCGCCGCAAAUGCGACACAUGCCGAGGCCGGCGUCUUCGACUGUGCAGGAUUCCGGUUAUCACGAUAGGAUUUUUUAGUAGUGAAUUCGACGAAAUUCGAGAGGGUUUAUUGUGAUUGAUUUCGGACUAGAAAAUGGUUCGAUUUAGGUAGUAUAAUGGAGGAUAUUGAUUCGUUUAGUUGGAUCGGAUGGAUACCAACUCGACAUUUAUUACUCAAUUUGUUUUUUUUUGUUGUUAAGUUAUAAAUGUUUAACUUUGGACUUGUCGCAAUGAUACCUGUAGUAUCGUAAUUGUAUCAGUUUUUUUUUUUGUAUAUUUUUUAUAACGUACAUAUUUUGAUUAAAUUUCAAAUGCUA
Phyllotreta striolata is the source of this 1559-nucleotide messenger RNA. NCBI's taxonomy places the organism in Eukaryota, Metazoa, Arthropoda, Insecta, Coleoptera, Chrysomelidae. The record is from the annotation of a GenBank genome assembly.